AUGUGCAAUUCCUUGAUUUCUUGGGGCAUGUUCCUCGUCGGAGUCGUUGCGGCGCAGAACGCCGGGAUUCCCGCAAACCAGAUCAAUCCCGCGCAUUUCCCCGGUAACAUCCAGUUUGUCGGGACGGCCACUGCGCUCUCCGGAACCGUCGUCUACCAGCCCCCGGUUGCUACCGGCGUGUACCAGCCCCCGGUUGCUACGGGCGUCGCCCCGGUCCCCGCCCCUGUCGCCACCACCGUCGGCCCUGCUCCGGUAGUGGUCCCUACCAGUGCGGUCUCCUCCGUCCCAGUCGCUACCAGUGUCGCCCCCGUUCCCGUUCCGAUCGCUACCAGCGCCAGCAGCAGUGCCGUUCCAGUCGUUUCGAGUGUCGGCACUGCUCCCGCCCCAGUCACUUCCAGUGCCGGCCCCGUUCCCGUUCCGAUCGCCACCAGUGCCAGCAGCGUUGCCGUUCCAGUCGCUUCGAGUGUCGGCACUGCUCCCGCCCCAGUCACUUCCAGUGCCGGCACUACUGAUAUUCCGGUCGCUACGAGUACCGAUACCGUUGUCGCCACGACCGCCACCCCCAUCGCCACAAGCGUAUCAACUCCCGUGCCCGCGGCCCCCAGCACCGCCACCGAGACCGUUUAUGACUACGUUCUUCCCUCGGAGACCGUCGCGCUCUCCACUGUCGGCACCCCAGCAGCCUCUGUGGCUCCUGUCGCCGGCACCGGCGUCGGCGUCGGGACCGGCGCCGUCGCCCCUUUAUCUGACGUCGCUGCGGCCACUCUUGCCCGCCGCGUCGCCAUCGGCACCGCGGGAGUGUACUACGAGACUGCGGGCGUCUACGGUGCCAACGUCCCGGCAUACGCCGCGCAGUACCCCGCCACGGCCAUCUACGACCAAUACCCCGCCGUAGUCGGCACUAGCGGUGUGUACUACGAGAACCUAGGCGGCUACGCCGCCCCGAUCAGCCCCGCUGUGGGGCGCGCCUACGCCCGCCAGGUCGUCCCCGGAUCCUACGGCUACGCCGACACCUACGGCACCGCCGUGUACGCCCAGCCCGCAUACGCCACAGGCGCCUACUACGCCACGGGCGCCCCCGACGCGGUCUACUACGCCACCGGCACCGGCACCGGCGCGUUCGCGGCGACCGCUGCCGUCUACGACAACGGCUACGCCGGGAUCUACCGCCGCCAGGACACCAGCACAUCCACCGACACCGCCACCUCCACCUCCAUCCCGACCACGACCAUCACCUCGCAAGUAACCGGCACUGCCCCCACGGACACCGCCAGCGCCACCGCGGAGCCAACCACAACGGUCACCUCACAGCUGACCGCCAUCCCCAGCGGAACCAGCGAUACCACGCUGAUCUCCAGCACAGACACCACCAUCGCCCCGACGGCAGUCUACCCCUCCACCGGCGCCAGCGGUGUCUCCGGCUCCGCGACCUAUCCGGCCACGAGCGUCUACGGCGCCACGACCGGCACGCCCUCGCAGCCUGCGUCUGAGCCCGCUAUCCCCGCCAACUCUGGCUCCGACCAGACUGUCGGCCGGAAGAGCGCGGUCGCCACGUUCGCCCUGGUCGUCUGUGGUAUCGCCGCGAUGCUCGCGUAA
Messenger RNA from Tricharina praecox, 1596 nucleotides. RefSeq lists its product as uncharacterized. Lineage: Eukaryota; Fungi; Ascomycota; Pezizomycetes; Pezizales; Pyronemataceae. The transcript has 2 exons. The record is from RefSeq and is a predicted model, not a curated record. The coding region runs from base 1 to 1596 and encodes 531 amino acids.